Molecule: messenger RNA, 720 nt
Organism: Malaclemys terrapin pileata
Lineage: Eukaryota; Metazoa; Chordata; Testudines; Emydidae
Product: C-type lectin domain family 12 member B-like
Exons: 6
Coding region: 1-720 (239 amino acids)
Biological process (GO): lipoprotein metabolic process; inflammatory response; leukocyte cell-cell adhesion
Cellular component (GO): signaling receptor complex; plasma membrane
Molecular function (GO): low-density lipoprotein particle receptor activity
Source: RefSeq, a predicted model, not a curated record
AUGAGUGAGGAGGAGGACCUGAAAUUUCAAUCUUCUUCUGAACAUCAGAGACAAAAGCCCAAGAAUGCUGGAAACAAAGAUUCUCUCACUCCAUCACCCUCCUGGUUGUCAAUGGCAGUCGUGCUCGGCGUCCUCUCACUGUGCCUGCUUUUGCUGAUAACAGCGAGAAUCCUGGGUGCCAAGCUCACUCAGUGGGGCGGCCAGCAGGAAGUCCUCACCCAGCAGGUGGAAAAUCUCACCCAGCAGCUGAAGGUUUGCCAAAGCCAAACCACAAACCAUCAAGGGGACAAAUGUCCGGUACAGUGGAUACGGUGGAUACAGUCCAGUGACAGCUUGUACCUCUUUGCUGCUGCAACCAGAACUUGGGAACAGUGUCAAUCCUACUACUCAUCUCAAUCUGCCCAGCUGCUUAAAACUGAGAAUGAGGAAGAGAAGAAUUUCAUACAACAAGAAUCAUAUCUUUAUUUUGAAAUACGUCAAGGCUUUAGAUAUUAUUUCCCUUUCUGGAUUGGAUUAUUGUAUGAUUCCAGCACCAGGAAGUGGGUCUGGGUGGACAGCACAGCUCUCUCCUCUGGCCUGCUUGAAAUCCCAGAAGCUGAUAGCCAGCAUUAUCGGGGUGGAGCUUGUGCCUAUAUCCAAGGUGGGAAUUUCAAAGCUGGAGCCUGCGGAGAAACUCGAUCCUGCCUUUGCAAGAAGAUGAAGGAUUUGACAAAAACUUGA